UUUCACCACAUUUACAACCAUAUAGUUACGAAUCACCGAUUUGCUUUUACUUGCUUGAUACACCCACGUUUGUGAUUAUUCUCAGUUGUCCUUUCUACACUAGCAACAAAGAAGAUACUUAGACAUAUUGGUUAAAUUUUUUUUCUCAAAAGUUCAACCUUUUUGAGCAUCAUGAAUCAACUAAUACGAUCUAGCACCGCUAGUCGUCUACUUGGUAAACAAUUGGCACCAGCGUCUAUAUUAUCAAGAUACUCCCUUGCUCGUAUCAUCAUUCCGUAUGCCACAAGAAACUUUACCACUUAUUCACACUUGCGUCAAACUCAAAGCACAUUUAAACCAGCAUUGGCACCACCAUCACAGGCAUCGCAAUUACCCAGCCCUCCUCAAUUACAGAGUCUACCACCAAUCACAAAGGCAACCUUGUUAUCCCAGACAAACAGUAAACUCGCACGUUUGUUGAUCCAUUUG
Messenger RNA from Spathaspora passalidarum NRRL Y-27907, 468 nucleotides. RefSeq lists its product as uncharacterized. The annotation marks the transcript as partial. The transcript has a single exon. Lineage: Eukaryota; Fungi; Ascomycota; Pichiomycetes; Serinales; Debaryomycetaceae. The record is from RefSeq and is a predicted model, not a curated record.